Spinacia oleracea (spinach) is the source of this 2487-nucleotide messenger RNA. Its product is annotated as proline-rich receptor-like protein kinase PERK1. Lineage: Eukaryota; Viridiplantae; Streptophyta; Magnoliopsida; Caryophyllales; Amaranthaceae. The coding region runs from base 96 to 2228 and encodes 710 amino acids. The transcript is spliced from 8 exons. Gene Ontology annotation, biological process: protein phosphorylation. Gene Ontology annotation, molecular function: ATP binding; protein kinase activity. The record is from RefSeq and is a predicted model, not a curated record.
CUCAAAAUAAAGCAACACACUCAGCAAACUCUAAAAAUUCUCCUUCUCUCUCUUUGUUUAUACUCCACACUUUAUCUCUCUAGAACAGUCCUCAAAUGUCGUCGCCGGUGCCGGCGACGUCUCCUCCCGCCACAAACACAACAACUCCACCUCCGGCAGCUUCCACAACUCCACCACCUACUGCCGCUCCUCCUCCCACUGCCACCAUUUCACCUCCCGCCCCUCCGCCUUCUACCCCGGCGACUGCUCCUCCACCGUCGACUCCUACAACCGCUCCUCCUCCUACAACUCCGGCAAUCUCUCCUCCGUCAAUUCCAGCGUCUUCUCCACCCCCAACGACACCCUCCCCCUCACCUCCUGCUCCGCCCGGUGAAGCAACCCCUUCUCCUCCCGCUCUCUCUCCUCCUUCUCCGCCUUCCUCCACCCCUUCCACACCUUCCGGUGGAUCCCCUCCUUCCGGUGGCGGAAGACCUUCUUCAACCCCGCGGUCCUCUGGUUCAGGAUCAACCCCAAGUUCAGGCUCAACUCCGGGUUCUUCUUCAGGCUCAACUCCGGAUGCGGAUUCGGGUAAUGGAAUAUCAACGGGGACUGUAGUAGGGAUAGCAGUUGCAGGAGUUGCAGUAUUGGUAAUAUUGAGUAUAAUUUGCUUGUGUUAUGCCAGAAAAAAGAAGAAAAGAAGAAGAAAUGAGUUUGGUGGUGAAGGUUACUAUGUCCCUCCUCCUCCACCUCACGGCCCCAUUGGCCCUAAAGAUGGACCAUAUGCUGUACAAGCACAGCAGUGGCAACAGAAUUACCCACCACCAGCUGAGCAUUAUCAGGUGCCGAAGCCGCCCCCACCGCCUGCGGCACAACACAGGCCGCCUAGACCUCCUUCGCCCCAUCCUCCGCCGCCACCACCUCCUGCACCAUUUAUGAGUACUGGUGGUGGUUCGGGGUCUAGCUUUGGGUCUGAGAACCCGCUUCCACCGCCUUCCCCUGGACUUUCACUUGGGUUUGUAAAGAGCCCCUUCUCUUAUGAGGAGUUGGCAAUGGCUACCAAUGGGUUCUCGGAGGAUAAUCUCUUGGGCCAAGGAGGUUUCGGUUAUGUUCACAAGGGUGUGCUUCCGAAUGGGAAAGAAGUUGCUGUUAAGUCUCUUAAAGCUGGUAGUGGACAGGGAGAGCGCGAAUUUCAGGCGGAAGUUGAAAUCAUUAGCCGUGUUCAUCACAAGCAUCUUGUCUCUUUGGUUGGAUAUUGCAUCACUGGGGCACAUAGGUUGUUGGUUUACGAGUUCGUUCCAAAUGAUACCAUGGAGUUCCAUCUUCAUGGUAAAGGGCAGCCUGUCAUGGAAUGGCCUUCAAGGCUGAGGAUUGCUCUUGGAGCUGCAAAAGGAUUGGCAUAUUUGCACGAGGAUUGUCAUCCAAAAAUCAUACAUCGGGAUAUUAAAGCUGCCAAUAUUCUUCUGGAUAACAAGUUUGAGGCAAUGGUUGCAGAUUUUGGACUGGCUAAGUUAUCUUCGGAAGUUAAUACUCAUAUAUCCACUCGUGUGAUGGGAACCUUUGGAUACCUGGCCCCUGAGUACGCUUCUAGUGGGAAACUUACAGAUAAAUCUGAUGUUUUCUCCUUUGGAGUCAUGCUUCUGGAAUUGAUUACUGGGCGACGGCCUGUUGACACAACAAAUGCUUACAUGGAUGACAGUUUAGUUGACUGGGCAAGACCUUUGCUGACAAGAGCUCUAGAAGAAAAUAACUUUGAUUCUCUUGUUGAUCAACGCCUGCAAGACAAUUUCAACCCCAGUGAAAUGGCACGCAUGGUUGCUUGUGCAGCUGCUUGUGUCCGUCACUCGGCAAGGCGCCGACCUCGGAUGAGCCAGGUUGUUAGAGCAUUGGAAGGAGAAGUGUCUCUAUCUGAUCUAAAUGAAGGAAUAAGACCUGGGCAGAGUUCUAUUUACAGCUCAUACGGAAGCUCAGAUUAUGAUAACAACCAAUACAAAGACGACAUGAAGAAAUUUAGGCAGAUGGCUCUUGCGAGUACAGAGUAUGGUAGCAGCGAGUAUGGUGGAACGACCAGUGAGUAUGGCAUGUACCCAUCUGGUUCAAGUAGCGAAGCCCAAAGUCGCCAAACAACUCGAGAGAUGAAAGGAGACAGUAGAGGAUUCAGUGAAGCCCAAAGCCAAAGCCGGCAAACUACCCGAGAGACAGAGAUGGGUAAGAUGAAAGGAGAUAGUAGAGGUUUUAGUGAAAACACUUGAUGUGCUGACAUUCAUGCAUCAUUUGGUUCCUGUAAAGAAUGGCUCUGAUGUGAAAAAGGAAAAUUAAUUGUCUUAUAUAUUAGGUUGUGAGUGAUUCUAACACAAUUUUUUCGUUUUUUUGGCAUUCUUUUACCUUGCAGUGGAAUGAUUGAUUUUCACCUCAAUGUAUUUACUAUUGCUUAUUACAGAGAGAUAACAUACUACAAAUUGGGCAAUUCUUUUGUAAAAUGAUUUUUGUUUUGUUGAGCUCAAUUGUGGA